UUAUUCUUUUAAAUAAAAUAGUGGAGACCAACUCCCCCCCACGCCCUCUAAGGCACAUAGUGCCAGUGACAGAGCCAGGGACUGCAGAAGGCUAAGGGGCAGGUUAUUUUAGAGUCAUUUUGUUGCAGAUUUAGGCUGUGUUUAUUUCAUUGGAUUUAGAGUGUUUACAAGACUCCCAGUUUAAGAGGAUUCUUUUCUGUCAGUGUAACCAAGUAUACUUUCUCUUUACCUUUUUGUUUUAUUAUUAUUAUUUGGGGGUGGGGACGGGAGAGGUUGUGUGUCCUCCAGUAUUUGUUUUUUCUUUUUUUCUUGCAGGACCUGAAAUUUACCCCCUUUGUGCUUCCUCCUUCUUUUACCACCCAAUUUCCAAAGGGUGUUUUCCCUUCCUUGGUCUCCUUUUCUGCCCGAAGCAAUGCCUUUCAAAGACUUCUCAGUCCCAUCCUCACUGCCAGUGCUGUGAUUAACCCAGACUCCUUAGGUUACUUUGUACUUCAGGUUGAUGUUCUUUCCAGCAAUGGCUUCAGAUCAAUCUGAAACUCCAUCAUCUCUCCCCUCUUCUCUUUUCCACCCUGUUUGCCCAGGGCUUGUGGCCAAAGCAUGACAUCCAGCUCUGUUGGGAUUUGGUAUUAACUAACUGUUGUUUACUUACAGGUGAUCUGAAGGUUGUAUAAUUCUCUAUAUUCUAGUUAUAGUGAUGUGUGGGUUUUGUGUAGUUUUACUUAUUCUUCUUGCUGAUCUGUAGUGUUUUGUGGGUAGUUCAUUGCGUUAAUCUAGGCCACUUCUUUCUAGACGGUAAUUGGGCACAACUACAAAAUAAGUGUUUUCUGCAGGACUGUCGUCAUCCUAGAGAUAUAGAAGGAUCUGAGGGAGAGAAAGCUGGUGCAUUCUUGGCAUGUGUGAAAACCACUCAAAGACUAAUUUAUCAAGGGCGUAGAUUUAUCUAGGACAUGAAUAAACUUUCAGGUCAAAAAAAAAAAACAAAAAACAGAUCCAAGCAUUUAAUUUGAAGAGUUUAAUAGCAUUCAAGUUUGUUUUUAUUCUGAGCGUCAGGGGAUGUAAAAUAAAAGUAUCCUAUUAAGCAUUGCCUAUUAUUAUUAAAAUGCUUUAAAAUUAGGCAUUCACCCAGAAUCUUAUAAGUAGUAACAAUUUUAUCACACUGUUCCUACACCUGACAGAUGAAGGACCCAGACUCGGGGAGACUCACUCACAUGCUCUCCUGGUUACAGAGUUGAUUUCAGUGGAGCCAGGAGUGAAACAUAAGUCCCCUGAUUGAGGGGACAGUGCCAUCUCCACCACCAGCCGUGUUGAGUCAUACAAGUUGUCACGCAUUGGAUCUUCUUUCCAAUUGUUUGUCGUUCGAUCACUUUCAUAACCUAAGGCCACUCCUUAAUGCCAAAUUGCUAGGGGGAAAUGCUUUUUGGCGUUAUAUUUUUCAUUGAUUUGCUCGUUAAAAACAAUGUAAGCUGCUCGUCCAGAGAAGUAGGCAACAUUUUCUCCACUAAUGAUUCACCCUCGUCUCUCUUUUCACAGAGGACAGUUAUGGGAUGGAUGGGAAGGUUAAUGUGCCCAGUCUCACUGCAGACAUCAACCGGCAAGGCCUGGAGGAGCUCUACAGUGUGAACGAAAGCAUCUAUGAGUACAGACAGAACUACAGACUUAGUCUGGUUGACUGGACUAAUUACUUGAAGGAUGUAGAUAGAGUAUUUGCACUGCUGAACAGUCACGAUGAGCAAAAUAAAACGAGUAAGACUAAGCCUGCUCAAAGUGAUGGGUUCUUGCUUAUCUCUGCUGAGCUCCCCGGGCCAGCGGAGAUGGCUUCUGCUGAGUCAGAUGAAGACCCGCGUCGUGUGGUUGGAGCAGCACCUCAUUUGACCUUGCCGGCCGACCUUCGAACCCUGCCUCUGAACCGACGACCAACACUAAGUCCAGAGAGUAAACUUGAAUGGAAUAAUGACAUUCCGGAAGUGAAUCGUUUGAAUUCUGAACACUGGAGAAAUGGUGGAACUGAAAAAUGGCUGGGGCACGGAGAGAGCAAUCGCGUUGACACCGAUCUCAGUGGCAACGGCAUGACGGAGCUGGUGCUCGAGCCCAGCCCCAGGCUGCAGGCCAUGCGCAGGCGUCAGAAAGAACUCCCCCGGGAUGGCGGAUUAGGAGAUGUUCUUGAAGACCAGCUGUACCUUCCCGUGCGUGCUGAUAGAACCUCUGUUCAUCAGAUGCUCAGCAUGUCCACGGCGGGGCAGGCUGUGGAUCCCGGCGCGGUGGAGAGGGUGCGGCCCCAAGUGGAGGGUCACAAGGAGAGCCUGCAGCAUCUAGAAGGCAGUGCCUCCUCCCCGCUCUCCUCUGAUUAGAUCACAUUGUUCCCUUACCCCAAACACAGUAUUUCUUUUUAACUUUUUUUUAUUUGUAAACUAAUCAAGGCAAUCAUAGCCACCAACAUCCCAAGCUACCCUGGGUACCUUUGUGCAGUAGACGUUAGCGUGCAGGUCAGCAAGCAGCGUGCUCACUGACCCUCAUUGUUGUUAUAAUUCAUUUGCCAAGAGUGGGAAGAAAGGCUGGGGAUUUUUUGGUUGCUUUUUUUUUUUUUUUUCUUUUUACUAAAACAGUAUUAUCUUUUGAGCAUUGUAAGGACGAGUAUAUAAAUGUUAUCCAAUCAAGAUGGAUAGAAUUGUGCCUUCCUAAGUUUCUAAAACGUGACUCACUCCAGUGAAUCUUUCAGCCCGCUUCCACGGCCUGCAUAAGGAAGUUUUGAUUCAUUUUUAACCACUGGAAUUUUUCAGUGCCAUCAGUCUUAGUUCAGUGAUUUUGCACUUUGAGAUUAGAAUGCCAGUCUAAUUGGUUAGUCUUAGUUUUUAUUUUUACAAGCUUAACAGUCCCACUGCUGCUGUCAGUGUAACAAAGUAAAAUAGACACCCCCCACCCACCCAAGGAUGACACACAGUAUGGAUCACAUAUUGUUUAACAUAUGCUUUUGCCAUGGAAUAUUGCAUGUGUUUUACCUCGACUUGCUAAAACUGAUUAGCAGAAAGACAUGGCCAAUGAUGUUGGUGGUAAAAAUAAAUAAAUAAGCAAAACAAAGAUUGCCUGCUUUCUCUGUGCCUAGCCUCAAGGUGUUCAUCAGAUGUUUUAGGAUUGCUAAAUUGUAGUUAUUUUCUUGACAGGAGAAAAAGAACUGAAGACCUUUAAGUUUCAUCUUUAUUUUGUUUUCUUGGCCUGGGUCAUAACCUUAAAUGUUGACAAAAAUAUAUUUAGUUUUGAAUUUACACAAGGAAUUUUUUUCAAUACAAUAAAAUCAUGAAUGUUCCAUAAUUUAAAUAUGCCAUAAGGGAGAUUAAUUUCUUAACAUUGUGUUAUAUGAUUAUUUUUAAGGCCUUCAUCAAUUUCUGGGGUUUUUUUUAAAGACAUAGUUCAAAAUUACUUUUGAAAAUGUAUUCUUGAAAAUAUCGUUGUUUUGUAUUAGGUUUCCAAAUACCAUCUAAAGGAUUACCUCACUGAGAGUCAUCAGGACCUAUUCAGCUUCCCAAGAAGGUUUUUUUGGUUUAGCUUAACAGUGGUUUUCUUUUUAUUUUUAGAUAAUUCAAUUGCUUAGAUAAAUUGUUUUCUUCAAGUGUUUAAGGCAAACUCUUUUAAAGAAAAUUUAAUAUGUUAGAGUUGAAUCUUUGGUAACUUUAAGUCUUUAUCAUAGACUCUGUACAUAUGUUAAAAUUAACUAGCUGCUUCUCAGAUAUGUGUGUCAUCGGUUGGGUGACAGAAUAAACAUAUUUAUGGUCAUGAAUGAUGUGCUUUGUAAAAAGAUUUCAAGUUAUUAGGAAGCAUACCGUGUUUUUUUAAUCUUGUAUAAUAUCCUGUGAUACUUUUAUAGAACAACUCUGGCUUCAGGAAAGUCUAGAAGCAAUAUUCUUGAAAUAAAAGGUGUUUAAACUUUA
Molecule: messenger RNA, 3923 nt
Organism: Microcebus murinus (gray mouse lemur)
Lineage: Eukaryota; Metazoa; Chordata; Mammalia; Primates; Cheirogaleidae
Source: RefSeq, a predicted model, not a curated record